Messenger RNA from Paramecium octaurelia, 985 nucleotides. Lineage: Eukaryota; Ciliophora; Oligohymenophorea; Peniculida; Parameciidae. The record is from the annotation of a GenBank genome assembly.
AUGACUGAAAGAACAUAAUGGAUUUAUAAAAGCAAGGAAGUUUUAAAACCAAUUUUGGAAACUCAAUUAAUUGGAGUGUCGAGAGCUAUUGUAGGAUUACCAAUGGAUCAUUUCUUCGAUCGCUUUAAGACUUUGAUCUAGGCUUCUUAAAAUAACAAUUUUAAACAAGUAAACCAUUAAAAGCCACAAAUAGCUAUUUCUUGAAAGUUAUUAUCGGAAUGGAAUUUUCAGGGGAAUAUUCGCUGGUUUUUCAUCAUAAAUAAGCAUUUAAUUAUUUAAAUAGUACUAUAGGUAAAUUCGUAAGCUAGUAUUUGUAGAUGGCCCAUGAUGAUUUUGAUUCCAAAGCUCUAUAUGCAAAUUUUGCCUCAAAAGGUUAAAGAAAGUGCUCCAGCUUUACACAAAGGAUUAGCAGGAAUAACUAUUGCUUUGUUUGAGUCUUUUGUAACUUGUCCUUUCGAGAGAGUUAAAUGUCAAAUGAUGACUUAAUAAUAAUCCAAGUCUGGUAAGAGAUUCUAGAUAUAUAACUUUAGUUCUCAAAUAUAUGUGGGAACAUGAUGGAGGAAUUCGAGGAUUUACUAGAGAUUUGUUUACUGGCAUGGAAGUCAUGAUUCUAAAAUAAGUUGUUUCAUGGACUAAUUAUUUAUAUUGGGAUCACAGGGUUAGAUAUUAUUUCAAAGGGGAACCAUCUCAUAAAUUGACAAUGUAAGAGAUUGUCCUAUGUUCUAUUGUAACAGCAAUUCCAAAUAUCAUCAUUGUUCAACCGUUUGAUAUGAUUAAAACAUAAUUUUAAAUGGAAAAUAAUGAUUAAAUAAAAAAUCUAUCAAUUUGGAAUGCCUUUAAAAAAGUGUAUGAAGAAAAGGGAGUACACGGGUUUUAUGCUGGUUGGUAAAUGAGAUUCUGUUAAUUCAUGUUCUAAGCAUUACUAACUACUCCUGUUAUGGAUUACUUGGAAAGAUUACAUGGUAUCCCAUAGAAAUAGUAGUGA